CGUCGAACUAAAGCCACGCUAACGACGCGCCUGCGAUCCCAAGGUUGCCGCCCAGCCCCAAGGAACCGGCGCCAGAGUGCAUGGGCCGCGUUUUGCAAGCGCUGGGAGACGCCGGCAGCCGAGAGAGACGAGGGAGAGGCGAAUUGGCGCGCGGCCGGCGGCUGACACGGCGGGUCGGGCGUGUAAGCUGCAAUGCACGGGCGACGCCGGGUCCUGGCGAUCCUGGGGGUUGUGCUGGGGUCACGGGCCAGGUGUUUGGGGGUGCACCUUGCAUCCCCACGAGUUGGUGUCAGCCUUAUGGGGGUGGAGGCUUGGUGGGAUUUGGGGCUGAGGACGAAGCGUUCUGGUCGGGGGGUGGAGAUGUGAGUAAGUGUUGUUGUGAGCGGUGUUGGUGUCAGAGCGAGGGGACGACCUCUGGGAGAUCACGUGCUAUCACGUGAGCUCCGCGGAGUCGAGUGCACAGCCUUAGGUGUAAAUAUAGCUCCGAGGAGGGUACGAAGCACAGAAAGGAUGGCUGAGCGGGAUUGUAGAUUGAGCUCGGCCACCGGUCAUAAAUCUGUGUGUAUGUUGUUC
Mytilinidion resinicola is the source of this 573-nucleotide messenger RNA. RefSeq lists its product as uncharacterized. The record is from RefSeq and is a predicted model, not a curated record. The coding region runs from base 81 to 440 and encodes 119 amino acids. The transcript has a single exon. Lineage: Eukaryota; Fungi; Ascomycota; Dothideomycetes; Mytilinidiales; Mytilinidiaceae.